Messenger RNA from Diorhabda sublineata, 1278 nucleotides. RefSeq lists its product as uncharacterized. The transcript has 2 exons. NCBI's taxonomy places the organism in Eukaryota, Metazoa, Arthropoda, Insecta, Coleoptera, Chrysomelidae. Gene Ontology annotation, molecular function: catalytic activity. Bases 1 to 1278 code for a protein of 425 amino acids. The record is from RefSeq and is a predicted model, not a curated record.
AUGACAAUAAAAUUUUUACAGCAUAAUAGCGGAAAGGGUAAAAGAGCGACAGACCAGCUGCUACAAACAUGUAACGAACAAGACAUCGACAUAAUCCUAAUACAAGAGCCAUUCCACGACAUAAAGCCACCUCCUAACUACAUAAUAACGAGACACAAUAAACAUAGCAAAACAUGUACAAUCACAAAGGCCGUGUACAAACCGAUUACGAUUAGAAAUAAAAGACUAGAUAGACACAGAAGGAAAAUAGAGGAAAUAAAAAACCCCUUUAUACUGGCAGGAGACUUCAACGCCAAAAACACCGGAUGGGGAGGAGACAUAAAUGACGACAGAGGAGAGGACAUACUGGACUGGAUAACUUCGAGAACUUACUUUAUAAAUAACACACAUGACAGCCCACCGACAUUUAUUAGCAACAGAGGGAAAAGCUGGGUAGACUUGACUAUUACAAAGGAAAUAACCUUAACGGACUGGAUCGUACAUAACGAGGAGACACUCAGCGACCACGCAUAUAUAACAUACAACAUAAGACAAAACAUGAGAUAUGAUCGACAAAAAACAAACAAGACAAAAUAUGACUUUAACAACACAGAUAACGAGAAAAUUAAAAGAAUCACGGAUAAUCUUGACUGGACCCUGCUCUACGACGUAGAAAGUACAGCGCAAAAAUACCAAAACAACUACGUUAAAAUCAUGGAAAACGGGCUAAAAAAAGAAAAAAGGGAAAAAAGAAAAAAAACUCAAAUAUGGUGGACCCAAGAGCUGACCAGACUAAGACAGAAAACGAACAAGAAACGAAAACAAUAUCAACAAGAACAAAACACAAUAGAAAGAGCAAUUAAACUAAACAUAUACAGAGAACAAAGAAGAAUAUACAAAAAAGAGAUAAAAAGAAAUAAAAUAAACUCACUACGCCAAUUUCUCACCGACAAUGACCCGGAUAAUCCAUGGGAAACAGCAUAUAGAAUACUAAGAGCAGGGACCACAACCGACUACUCACUCAAAACGAUAGAAAAACAGGACGGAACGUGGACAACUACAAGAGAGGAGACAAUAAUGACUUUACACGAAAUGUACUUCCCCCCAGACGACAUACAAAACGACACCCCACUACAAACCGAAAAAAGAAAAAAUAUGACCAGAGACUUUACGACACCCGAAGACCCGAUCUUUACAGAACAAGAGGACACUUUCCUAACAUUUGGAAGACCGCAGACAUGGUGUGGUUACCAAAAAAGAACGGCUCCAAAAGACCAAUCUGCCUGCUACCAACACUAG